AUGCAUUCUCUGUUUUUCCACAGCGCAAACGUAACAACACUACACUCUCUCAACUUAACUUCUUCACUUCUUUUCCCAAAUAAUCAGAAACUCUGCUCAAAACCCCGUUUCCAAUCCUCCAUCAAAAUCAAUACACCAAUCCCCAAACACGUCCCUAACAAAAAGGUUAUAAUCCUCUGGGACCUCGACAACAAACCUCCACGUGGACCUCCAUACGACGCCGCACUCUCUCUCAAAACCCUCGCCGAACGCUUCGGCGACGUCGUUUCAAUCUCCGCUUACACAAAACGACACUCCUUCUUCAAUCUCCCUCAAUGGAAUACCAACCAAAACCCUAGCCCGAAUUCGAUUCCCUGCCGUGUCUGCGGUCACGAAUGUAAAUCAAUUUUCGAUCUCAAAAUUCAUUUCAAGAGAGUUCAUCUGUACCAGCGUAAGAAGUUAAGGGAAAAAUUGAAAUCCAUUAAGUUGAGCCGGUCGAAGGUCUGGUUCGUUCGGAGAAUCCAUACUUAUAAUGAAGCUGCGGGGAAUGUUGUUGCACCUAGGGUUGGAUUUGGUUUGGGUUCGGAGUUGCGGCGCGCAGGGGUUUUCGUUAAAGUUGUGAAGGUCGGUGAGAAGGGGAAUGCGGCGGAUUUGUGGUUGGAGAGGGAGAUGAUGAGUGGAGAGGUUGGUUGGUUGGUUUUGGUUUCGGAUGAUCGGGAAUUUGCGGAGAUGUUGAGGAAGGUUAGGGAGGUCAAUUUGAAGACUGUUGUUGUUGGAGAUUAUUGGGAUAGGGAUUUGGGGAAGAAUGCUGAUUUGUGGCUUCCUUGGAAUGUUGUUGAGAAUGGAAAGGUUGAGGGAAUGGGUUUAAUGGGAAGAACAGAGGGUUCGGAUGAUGAAUUGGAAGGAGAUCAGAAUCUGGGCUAUGAUGAAUAUGUAACAGAGGAAGAACUAUUAGAUGAUGAAAGGUUUUAAAUAACUGUCGCAUUGUGUUAUAUUUAAGGCAAUCGCGAUUCUGGUCAAGUUGUAAAUUUGUAGAUGCACUGUUUUCUUUGUUUUGAAUGACUUAUAAGUUUUUAGAUUUGUGUCUUAAUAGCUUUUUGUUUUUACAUAUCUUAUACCUGUUGCUAUAGAUUUGUGUCUUAAGGAUUCAUGUAUUGGUUACAUUUGUUGAAGCUUAUGAGAAACAAAUUGGUCUUGUUUGAA
Messenger RNA from Lathyrus oleraceus (garden pea), 1182 nucleotides. RefSeq lists its product as uncharacterized. The record is from RefSeq and is a predicted model, not a curated record. NCBI's taxonomy places the organism in Eukaryota, Viridiplantae, Streptophyta, Magnoliopsida, Fabales, Fabaceae. Bases 1 to 951 code for a protein of 316 amino acids. The transcript has a single exon.